Fragaria vesca subsp. vesca is the source of this 1298-nucleotide messenger RNA. RefSeq lists its product as uncharacterized. Lineage: Eukaryota; Viridiplantae; Streptophyta; Magnoliopsida; Rosales; Rosaceae. The transcript is spliced from 4 exons. Gene Ontology annotation, cellular component: chloroplast. The record is from RefSeq and is a predicted model, not a curated record. The coding region runs from base 164 to 973 and encodes 269 amino acids.
UUUCAUCUCUAUUCUGCUGAAAACCCUUUUGGAGUGUCGAGGUUUCCAAAGAGAAUACAAAUUCGCUUCUCCAUCUCUCUCAGCGCCACCGUCACCUGUCCAGCCGCACUGGAUUUUUGAUCUUCAUGUGACAUUUACAAGGAAGCUGAGAAAUUUCUUGAGGAUGAGCAUCGUGCCGAUUAGUUCAUGCAAUCCUAGCAUAUGUCUUAGACACAACUCUAUAUCUCUUCGUCUGCCUACUAAGCCAUGUAUUUUACCAAUCCGUGCUAAACAUGUUCUUAGAAAUCCUCUGGUAGCAACCUGUAAGGCCGCAGUUCAGCAACGGUGCAUGACUGUAUUGAAGAACAACCGAUGCAGGGCGGCAUCUACGUCCCAACACUCAUUACCUGUCUGCUUAUUGGGUGGAAAAGGAAAAAAUGGAAGUGACAACGAGGGUUCUCCCUGGAAAUCUCUGGAGAAAGCAAUGGGUAAUUUGAAGAAGGAAAGUUCAAUAGAGGAUGUAUUACGUCAGCAGAUAGAAAAGAAUGAAUUCUAUGAAGACAAAGACAGUGGUACACGUGGUGGUGGUAGUGGUGGCGGCGGCAAUGGUGGCGGAGGUGGUGGCGGCGCCGAUCCAUCUGGUGGAUCAGAAGAUGAAGGCUUUGCUGGAAUCAUUGAUGAAACAUUGCAAGUGAUUCUAGCAACCAUUGGAUUUAUAUUUCUGUAUGUUUACAUCAUCGAUGGCGAGGAGUGGACUCGGCUAGCAAAGGACUACCUCAAGUAUCUUUUUUCAGGGUCUGAGAGUGUUCGCCUAAGACGUGCCAUGUACAACUGGGGAAGGUUCUACCAGAAGCUGACUGAGAAAAAGGUGUAUGAUAAGUACUGGUUGGAGAAGGCCAUAAUCAGUACCCCAACUUGGUGGGAUAGCCCGGCCAAGUAUCACUACAUAAAUGAGAGCAUUAGAUCUCAUUUAGAAUCAGAUUCUGAUGAAUAGACCAAGUCAAGUAAAUAUUAUACCAACUUUUUGAGGGUGGUUUUAGUAAUCAGCUUAUUACGUACAUUUUUUCGUUUUGAGAUCCUUAAAUUAAUUGGGUACAGGUGUUUGUUAUGACUACAGCUUGUAACGCCUGGGAUGGAUUGGAUGUAUCAAACAUGAUAUCUGUGUGCGUGUGUGAAGAAAAAAAAAACAAGACUAUUUGGGGUUAUGGAGUAUGACCACACAAACAGAUACCUAGUUGAAAUUUAAGAAAAUAGGAGAUUUUUUACUAACAGACAAGGUUGUAUCAUGUUUUCUUCUAUACAAACAAUCGAAAUUCAGC